UCUGUAGCGCAGAUCUACACGCCGCGGAUCUGUGCGGAUGUGGUGACGUAGGAGGCCAAACAGGAAGUGGACGCACACGCUGCUGAGCGCUCCAUGCUGCUCGUCUCCGGAGUCACAGCUCGAUGCCGGACCACUGAGCCGACAUGACGGCAGCAGGCAGGCUGAGCUUCAGCCACAUCACCGCCCUGGCCCCGAUGGUCCGGGUCGGGACUCUGCCCAUGAGGCUGCUGGCUCUGGACUACGGAGCCGAUGUGGUUUACUGCGAGGAGUUGAUCGACAUCAAAAUGGCCAAAUGUCACCGAGUGGUGAACGAGGUGUUGGAGACGGUGGAUUUUGUGGCCCCAGAUGAGCGAGUGAUGUUCAGGACCUGUGAGAGGGAGAAGCACAGAGUCGUCUUCCAGAUGGGAACUGCCGACCCGGACAGAGCGCUGAUCGUGGCCCGGCUUGUGGAGCAGGAUGUGGCUGCUAUCGAUGUGAAUAUGGGCUGUCCCAAAGAAUACUCCACUAAGGGCGGGAUGGGAGCUGCUCUUUUGUCAGAUCCCAACAAGAUUGAGGCGAUCCUCAAGAAGCUCGUCACAGGAGUUUCCAUACCGGUCACGUGUAAAAUCCGGAUCCUGCCUUCGUUGGAUGAGACGGUCCAGUUGGUCCGGAGGAUUGAGAGGACGGGCGUCGCUGCCGUCGCUGUUCACGGCAGGUUGAAGGAUGAGCGUCCUCGCCAUCCGCUCCACGUCGACUACAUUCAGGCCGUCGCUCGGGCCGUUUCCAUCCCCGUCAUCGCCAAUGGAGGUUCUCUGGAUCUGGUGAAGACGAACGCCGACAUCGAGGAGUUCCGGAAGUCGACCGGCGCCUCGUCGGUCAUGUUGGCUCGAGCCGCCAUGUGGAACGCUUCUGUGUUCAGAGAGCGAGGACCUCUUCCUCUGGAGACGGUCAUGGAGGACUACCUCAAAUACGCGAUCCGGUACAACAACCACGCCUUCAACACAAAGUACUGUCUGUGUCAGAUGAUGAGAGAAAAGGUGGAGUCUCCUCUGGGGAAGCAGGUGCAGGCGGCUCAGACCAGCGCCGACAUCAGCGAGGCGUUGGGGCUGCAGGAGUUCUACCAGCAGACCCAGGACCAGCUGCGGGUCAGGAGGGAGGCCCUGACCAGCAGCAGCCCGCCGGAGGGACUGCUGAUGGACGGAGACGUCACCACGAUGGCCGUCAGGUUUGAGCGGAGGGAGUAUCCUCCUCACAUCACGCCAAAGAUGUUCCUGCUGGAGUGGAGCCGCAAGGAGAAGCUGGAGCAGCCGCUCUAUGAGAUGGCGCAGCGCUCUCAGGACCGAGCCUUCCAAUCCACCGUGACCUUAGCGGAGAAGAAAUACAGAUCUUCACUGUGGGAGAAAUCGAAGAAAUUCGCCGAGCAAGCGGCCGCCGUCGUGUGUCUGCGGGUCCUUGGCGUUCCGGAGGGUCGAAUCGGCGAGGAAGACUCCGGCUUGGUCUGCAAGAGGAAGAGGGAGGUGAAGCUGAACGGAGCCGCGGAGGAAGAGGGGAGCAAUAAACGACACGUGGUCGAAACCCAACAGGAGACGGACGACAAAGAGAGCGUCGCUGUGGAGAACGCUGACCAGACUGCAUGAAGAGUCAGAAACUUUAAGUCUAAACAGGAAGACGUGUCUCUGAACGCUGACGGACGUUUGUGUGAACCCGAAGAACAAAUCAAGGGAGUUUAUUUUUUCUUAGCUUUUUUUUUAAGUUUCUCUGCAUCAAAUAGUUUCUCAGUUCAUUUUUGACCUUCAUCGUUUUCUGUCUGAACAUUAAUGAUGAUCCUAGAAAUUAAGUUUAGAUUAAUUUGCUCUAAAACACAAACAGCAGCUACGACGUCAUAUUCGAGCCUUUGGUGGUCAUACAAUGCUAAUAAGUGAUGAACCUGGGUGUUAAUAUCCGAGAUAAAACUCUGAGGAAUAUUCUCUGCAAUUGUAAAGUCAUAAAUUUACGAGAAAUAAACUUCAUCACACCACAGACGCCGGUUCUGCCGAGCUGCAUUCUCUCUCCUGUCCACCAGGGGGCGACUCCUCUGGUUGUAUAGAAGUCUAUGAGAAAAUGACUCUACUUCUCUCUUGAUUUAUUCCCUCAGUAAACAUUGUAAACAUGAGUUUAUGGUCUCAAUCUCUAGUUUCAAGUCUUCUUCAAUACAGCAUGAUGUUCAUUUAGUAAAUGAUGCUCCAUUUAGAGUCAAACAGACCAUAAAGCAGGGGAUGCUUUAGGGCGGGGCUACACACUGAUUGACAGGUCGACACCAGAGACGUAUACGGCGUCUCUACGUCACUCCUCCUCAGUCCAAAUAUGGUCACUUCCUGUUCACUGGUUGCAUAAAAACAAGAUGGCGACGGCAAAAUUGCUAAACUCAAGGCUUCAUAAUACAAACCAAUGGGAGACGUCAUGACGACUUUACUCAGAAGCCGUACUAAACAAGAAGACCACUUCAGGAGCAACAGAAUUCCGAUGGCGUCUGUGGUGUGAUGAUCCAACCUUACAAAGUGAAGAGAAAAACACAGUAUUAUUACGUUUUUAUUAGACCAGAUUAGUUUUUUUGUGUCAUUUUACAACUUAAAUCUAGUAAAUUCUGAGUUAUUUUUCUGAAUAUUACCCCCUUCUCCUUGACUGUUAUUCUAUUUAUUUUUUACCUAUAGUGGCACUAACCUUGUAUUCUGACCUCAACCUUUACAUUUCUUUACUUCAAAACUGUUUUCACACAUUUAAACUGGGAUCUGUCUUCCUCUGGGUCUGAUGGGACAAAGUCUUUAAUAUUCACUACUCUUUAUUUUACAUCUUUUUAUUUUAAUAGAACUCAUGUUUGUUUUAUUUUCCCUGGUAACUGAAGAGGGUCAUAUGUAUAUUUUCAUCCAGUAGGAGGCAGAGCUGAACCUUCAUAUCAAGGAUUUAUUAAUUCAGAUAUUUUUGUGAAAAACACUUUAAUUUUAAACUUGCUGCCUUACAGAACUUUUUAAUUGCCGAUCUUUAUUUUUCACUUAAGUUUUCACUUAGAGAAAUCUUCUGAAAGCUGCGGUCGCUGUUGGUUUCAUGUUCAUGUUUUAGGAUCAGCAUCUUUUAUUUUAUGAUUUUUUGAUUGUGAAGCUGCGGCCUGAAGUUAAAGUCUCAACUAAAAACUAUUAAAAACACAAGAA
Molecule: messenger RNA, 3164 nt
Organism: Anoplopoma fimbria (sablefish)
Lineage: Eukaryota; Metazoa; Chordata; Actinopteri; Perciformes; Anoplopomatidae
Gene: dus2
Product: dihydrouridine synthase 2
Exons: 16
Coding region: 144-1616 (490 amino acids)
Biological process (GO): tRNA dihydrouridine synthesis
Cellular component (GO): cytoplasm
Molecular function (GO): flavin adenine dinucleotide binding; tRNA binding; tRNA dihydrouridine synthase activity
Source: RefSeq, a predicted model, not a curated record